AUGUCGACGGAUACCAUGUAUUUCAACAGCUCCAGGCUGUUGCCAUCGGCUGGCAAAAACAAGACAAACAAUCUUAUCAAACAUAAAUCCAGAAAGAGUCGUGCGGGUGAAAAUACUGCUAAGAACAUCAACAAUAACAGUUUCCCUACAGAUAUACCUCCUCCUCAGACCCUACCCAACGGUGAAAAGCCCAACUUCGGCCAUUCUUCCAACAAGAAGCCGUCAUCUCGCCCGAAGAAACACACAUCCUCCUUCCCUUCCUCUUCCUCUUCCUCCUCCUCCUCUUCCUCUUCCUCUUCCUCUUCCUCACCUUCUUCAACCUCUUCUCUUGGUAAGAAGAACAGACAGUACAACACUGAUGGUCCACGACAGAACAACGGGGACGAGACCCGUUUGCUCAGCCAGAAUUUGAAGAACAUGCUUCUGAACCCAAUCCAAACCCCGCAUCGCCCUCAGGGGAUAAUACCAAUGAAUUGCAGCGGCAGUGCAAAGAAAUUCAGCCACUCAUAUGCCGGCUCCACUUUUGCCACCAACGGCCCAAGGGAAGCCAAAAGCUUGCCCAAACCAAGCUUCUUAUGA
This is a messenger RNA of Saccharomyces eubayanus, 579 nucleotides long. It is a transcript of the gene EDC1, whose product is annotated as Edc1p. Bases 1 to 579 code for a protein of 192 amino acids. The transcript has a single exon. The record is from RefSeq and is a predicted model, not a curated record. Lineage: Eukaryota; Fungi; Ascomycota; Saccharomycetes; Saccharomycetales; Saccharomycetaceae.